GCAAAUGUUGAGCUGAAUGUGUAGAAUAUGAUUGGACAGUCAGUUGUUUUAGUGAGACACAUGCGGCAGUCUUGGUAGUGACGUAACAGAUAGACAUAAUGAAAGGGGGAGUGUGAAGAGUUCCAGCAGAGGACAAGAAGGGGGAUGGUGGACGGUUGGUCUGACAGAGACGAACUCUUCAUCCUCAGUGUCUGACUCUGUCUCUUUGUUUGAUUCUUGUUUUUUUGCCCUGUGAUGUUUUGACAUGCAACAAUGAAUGAUUCUGUGAACUGGGAGCAGAUCAACUUCACCAUCUAUGGCUCCCUGGGUAUCUUCAACACGACACUGCUCCUGUGCAUCUUCUUUCUUUACAUUGUCAGUUUGUGCAUCAACCUCUUCCUGGUCCUGGUCAUUUGCACAGAGGCCCGUCUCUACAGCAGACCUAUGUAUAUGCUGUUAGUGAACUUGUGUCUCAGUGGUGUGGUAGGCAGUUCAUUAAUGUGUCCUAAUAUCAUCCACCACCUGCUGCACCACGGUCAGCCUGUGUUCCUGCAGGGCUGUUUGACCCAGGCGUUCUUCACCAACAUUUACAGUGGCAGUAUAUUCUGUAACCUGGCACUAAUGGCUUAUGACCGCUACGUCUCCAUCUGUAAACCACUGCUGUACCACAGCAUCAUGACUCCAGGAAGGGUCGGACUGAUGCUCCUGGUGGUUUACGUGGUUCUCAGCUGCUCCUCAGGUGUGCAGGUCAACCUGAUUACCAGACUACAGCUUUGUGGAAACAAGGUCAACAAACUCAUCUGUGACAGUUUGGUGGUGUCUAACCUGUCCUGCAGAAGGACGACAGUGAUCAGCGUCUACGGUCUGUGCUGCGCUGUCGGUUUCAUCAUGUUGCCAUGUGGUCUAGUCAUUCUGUCAUAUGUCCACAUUUUCUCGGUUGUUCUAAAGAAAUCCCGGCACUCUCAGUCGAGAGCACUGCAGACUUGUACGCCUCACUUGGUCACCUUCGUUAACUUCUCUGUGGCAUCCUUCUUUGGUGUCAUUUACAACCGCCUGAGCUCUGACCUGCCCAUAGUGGUCAAUAUUGUAGUUAGUAUAAACUUCUUUGUCAUCCCUCCUCUACUCCACCCCAUAAUUUAUGGCAUUAAAAUGAAGGCAAUUCGACAAAGUAUGAAGCAAAUGAAGAACUUACUGUUUUGCUCUCGGUCACAUUUAAAUGCUGAUAAUUUACAGAUUACAGUGUUGGAUUAGAACUGGUUUACUGUGUAAUCUCACUGUCAAACAAAUUCAGGAAAAGUUUGUUUUACUGUCCAUUCAUUUACCAAAGCCUGUGGGAAAUAUAUGGAUUUUUUAAGGUAUAAAAGGAAACAAAGACAAACCCAUUGGAGUUCCUGUAUAAGGUUUAGAUGACAUCAUGGACACACCAUCCUAAUGUGAUUUCAUGAACUUGAAGGACACAGGUUUUUACUGUAUAUGUGAGGCCUUUAAUAGGUUUCUGUUGUUGUCACAUCAGUUUUCAUGAACGUUCCAUUACGCCUGACCUUCUCAUUAGACCACGUCAACGCACUUAAACCUCACUUUAAACG
Messenger RNA from Cynoglossus semilaevis (tongue sole), 1565 nucleotides. RefSeq names its product olfactory receptor 10J5-like. The transcript has a single exon. NCBI's taxonomy places the organism in Eukaryota, Metazoa, Chordata, Actinopteri, Pleuronectiformes, Cynoglossidae. Gene Ontology annotation, cellular component: membrane. The record is from RefSeq and is a predicted model, not a curated record. Gene Ontology annotation, biological process: G protein-coupled receptor signaling pathway; detection of chemical stimulus involved in sensory perception of smell. The coding region runs from base 253 to 1230 and encodes 325 amino acids. Gene Ontology annotation, molecular function: odorant binding; G protein-coupled receptor activity; olfactory receptor activity.